Messenger RNA from Melospiza melodia melodia, 702 nucleotides. Its product is annotated as splicing factor 3A subunit 2-like. Lineage: Eukaryota; Metazoa; Chordata; Aves; Passeriformes; Passerellidae. The coding region runs from base 1 to 702 and encodes 233 amino acids. The transcript is spliced from 2 exons. The record is from RefSeq and is a predicted model, not a curated record.
AUGGAGGACAGCCCCCCGCCCCCGGGCACGGAUGCAAAGCUGGGGGGGAUGCAGCAAAUCGGGGAUGCAGAGCGGCCCCAAGCCUCCCGCAAGGAUGUGAAAGGAUGGAAGGACCCCCCCGAAAGGAUUGCGCGCACGGCGCAUGUGCCCGAGCCCGCCCCCGCCCCCGCCCCGCUCCGCCCCUGCCCGGCCCGGCACCCCGAGACAGCCCCGAGCCAGCCGGGCACAGCACCGACCGAGCCAUCCCGGCACCCCGAGACAGCCCCGAGACAGCCGGGCACACCACCGACCGAGCCAUCCCGGCACCCCGAGACAGCCCCGAGACAGCCGGGCACACCACCGACCGAGCCAUCCCGGCACCCCGAGACACCCUGGCACCCCGACCCAACCCGGCACCCCCGACCCAACCCGGCACCCCCGAGCCAUCCCGGCACCCCGAGACAGCCCCGAGACAGCCGGGCACACCACCGAGCCAUCCCGGCACCCCGAGACACCCCCGAGCCAUCCCGGCACCUCGAGACACCCCCGAGCCAUCCCCGGCACCUCGAGACACCCCCGAGCCAUCCCCGGCACCUCGACCCAUCCCGGCACCCCGAGACACCCCCGAGCCAACCCCGGCACCCCCGAGCCAUCCCCGGCCCCCCCGAGCCAACCCCAGCACCCCGAGACAGCCUGAGCCAGCCCCGAGCCACCCCGGGCUAA